AUGGCGCCCAACAAGAAGGGAAAGAAGAUAGCAAAGAAGGGCAAGUCAACCACCAGACAUCGCCCAGUCCCGGCUGUGGAGGGGGCAUACGGUAAUGUGCUGAAUGAUGGACGCUUCGAAUGCCGUCUAAGUGUGCGACGACGGCCCUGUGGUGCUCGUAUGGCGAACGAGAGUCACAAUAUCCGAUCUCAUAUUUCGAAGAAGCAUCGGGUCGAUUCUGCUUACAAGAAGAACCAGAGAACCGGAAACUGGCCCUGCACAUGGGCUGAUUGCAUGGAAAAUGGUAGCACCUAUUCCAAUUUCCAUUCCCUAGUUGGGCACGCUCGAUCUUUCCAUGGAAUGAAAGGCUCGUCGAAGGCGUUGAAGAAAAAAUCGGGUAAUCUUCUACAGAAGAUACGUAUGGAGUAUCAGAAGAAGAAGAGAGAAGAGCAACGACAGAUGGAAGAUGACGAAGACGACGGAGAGGAUGAACCUCUCUUUAUCGAUGCACCCGACUAUUCCGAUGGUAACCACGGCGACAAGAAUCAAGAAGAUCGUGAUCCUCCUGGAACUGGGGGCAGUCAACCCAUUCCUGUCGCGUAA
Annulohypoxylon maeteangense is the source of this 582-nucleotide messenger RNA. RefSeq lists its product as uncharacterized. The record is from RefSeq and is a predicted model, not a curated record. NCBI's taxonomy places the organism in Eukaryota, Fungi, Ascomycota, Sordariomycetes, Xylariales, Hypoxylaceae. The transcript has a single exon. Bases 1 to 582 code for a protein of 193 amino acids.